AUGGCCCUCUAUGGCCUCUCGAUCUUCCUUGAGACACCCCUCCAACAGCGCAAAGGCCGCCGUCGAUACAUCAUCAUCAGCUUCAUCCUCACGUUCCUCGCAGCACUCAGCAACUCCCUCGACGUCGCGGCAUACUUCCACGUCCUCUGGGACACCACCUCCCCCAUGGAGUUCGUCAAGCUGAUGGCGCUUUCGCAGAGGGAAAGCGAGUGGAUGCAUUUGGCUAGUAUUGUGGCAAUUGCGGGACAGCUAUUGAUCGGAGACGCUCUUUUGGUCUACCGAUGCUACGUGUUUUUCGUGGGGUACAGGUGGAUAGCUAUCCUCCCGGGGCUAACAACGAUUGCAGGAGUCGUUCUUUUCCUGAUCGGAAGCAACAUUGGAGGCGAAGGUCCACGGCAAAUUGCUGCAGCCGCGAAGGCUUUAACAGUCACCACCAACCUCAUCGUCACGAUCCUCAUCACCUUCCGUAUUCUCCGCACCCGCCGUAUGAUCGCACGCCUCCUCCCCAACAUCGACACGAGAGUCUACACAGGUGUCAUGGCCAUCCUCAUCGAGUCCGCUCUUCCGCUUAGUGUGUUUGGAAUCUUGGCUGCCAUCAUGAGGGGGCUGUUCCAAGUCAAGUGCGAUCGCCUGACGGAGGCCCAUGUGAUUAGCUAUACGCUCUUUACGGGGCUGUUUUAUUCGUUCUGUAGUCACAACCGGGCGCUCAUUCAUCAAGUUCCCAACCGCGACUGA
Messenger RNA from Coprinopsis cinerea okayama7#130, 735 nucleotides. RefSeq lists its product as hypothetical. The transcript has 4 exons. The record is from RefSeq and is a predicted model, not a curated record. The coding region runs from base 1 to 735 and encodes 244 amino acids. Lineage: Eukaryota; Fungi; Basidiomycota; Agaricomycetes; Agaricales; Psathyrellaceae.